Psammomys obesus (fat sand rat) is the source of this 1403-nucleotide messenger RNA. It is a transcript of the gene Xkr7, whose product is annotated as XK related 7. Bases 1 to 1245 code for a protein of 414 amino acids. The record is from RefSeq and is a predicted model, not a curated record. NCBI's taxonomy places the organism in Eukaryota, Metazoa, Chordata, Mammalia, Rodentia, Muridae. Gene Ontology annotation, biological process: engulfment of apoptotic cell; phosphatidylserine exposure on apoptotic cell surface; apoptotic process involved in development. Gene Ontology annotation, cellular component: plasma membrane. The transcript is spliced from 3 exons.
AUGGCCGCGAAGUCGGAUGGAGCGGCGGCCGCGGCCGGCCCGGGGCCCGAGGGGCCGGCGGGAGCAGCCCGGGGCGGGGCGGGAGGGUACCUGCGCGCCCUGUACCUGGGGCUGCAGAGCCGCUGGCGCGGGGAGCGGCUGCGGCGACACUUCUACUGGCGGAUGCUGUUCGAGAGCGCAGACGUGAGCAUGCUGCGUCUGCUGGAGACCUUCCUGCGCAGCGCGCCCCAGCUGGUGCUGCAGCUCAGCCUGCUGCUUCACCGCGGCCAGGAGCCUGAACUGCUGACUGCUCUCUCCAUCUCCGCCUCUCUUGUGUCCCUGGCCUGGACCCUGGCAUCCUACCAGAAGGUGCUGAGAGACUCAAGAGACGACAAGCGGCCCCUGUCCUACAAGGGCGCGGUGGUCCAAGUACUAUGGCACCUGUUCACCAUUGCGGCCCGCACGCUGGCCUUCGCCCUCUUUGCCAGCGUGUACAAGCUCUACUUCGGCAUCUUCAUCGUGGCCCACUGGUGCGUCAUGACCUUCUGGGUCAUCCAGGGCGAGACAGACUUCUGCAUGUCCAAGUGGGAGGAGAUCAUCUACAAUAUGGUGGUGGGCAUUAUCUACAUCUUCUGCUGGUUCCACGUCAAGGAGGGCCGCAGCCGUCGCCGGGUGGCCCUCUACUACUGCAUCGUGCUGCUCGAGAACGCGGCGCUCACUGGCCUCUGGUACUCCAGCCGAGACUUCUCCACCGACUCCUACUCACUCAUCCUGGUCUGUGUGGUGGCCUCCAGUUUCGCCCUGGGCAUAUUCUUUAUGUGUGUCUAUUACUGUCUCCUCCACCCCAACGGCCCCAUGCUGGGUCCCCAGGCACCUGGCUGCAUCUUCCCUGAAGCCCCGGGGCCCUGUGCCCCUCCAGCUGAUGCCAUCACAAGCCCGCCGAGGUCCCUGCCGAGGACUACAGGCACUGAGCGGGAUGGGGCCUCAGUGGGAGGUGAGCGAGCCGGGACCCCUACACCGCCGGUCUUCCAGGUGCGGCCUGGCUUGCCUCCCACUCCAGUGGCUCACCCCUCGCGGACAGAGGGGCCUGUCAUUCGGAUUGACCUGCCUCGGAAAAAGUACCCCGCGUGGGAUGCUCAUUUUAUUGACCGGAGGCUCAGGAAGACCAUCCUGGCGCUGGAGUAUUCUUCACCGGCCACGCCCCGGUUGCAGUACCGCAGCAUGGACACCUCCCAGGAGCUGCUGGAGUAUGAGACCACAGUGUAGGCACAGUCUGCCUCCCCAAAGACACAGGCUGGGCUGACCCCACAUUGACCGCAGUGUUGAGUCUGGAUUUCACGACCACCAGGAUAAGUGGAAGUAGAUCUUUGGAUCCAAGAAUGGUCCCUUAGGGGAAAGGGUGGCCCUGUGGAGGCCCCAGGCCU